UUUUCUUUUCUUGCUACAGAAUUCAACAAUUUGUAUCACCCAGAAUUCCUUCAGGAUAUCUUCAUAAAAUACGAAUACCAUUAUUUAAACGUGACUAAAGUUGGAACAUUCACAGUACACAACAGCCUUAGCUGCGCCUUAAAAUGCCUCGGCAAUCCUUUCUGUUUGUCAGUCAACUUGGCUGCUUCCAAAGGAGCAGAUGGAAAGUUUUGGUGUGAGUUGUUAUCGUCUGAAAAAUACAGCAAUCCCAAGAUGUAUAAAGGGAAUAAGAGCUCGCAUCACUUAACCAUUAUGGUGAGACUUAUUUUCUAUUUCCAAUGAGCCAAAACAUUCAUUUAGGGUACAGGUGACAAAUUAGAAAACAGUGAUAAUAAAAACGUAACUUCUGUUCAAACAUUUUGAAAGAGUACUUCCGGUUAGAGUGUUUUGAAAUUGAAAAAACCAAGGAGGACUAGGAAAAAUAUGGGUUGAAUUCAACAUUAUUUAUUAAAAAUUUUUUUUAUCAGGGAAAAUUGGGUUUCAGUUCACCGUAAUGGUGGUUACAUUAUAGUUAUUUUCGUCGGAGAUUCAUGCUAUCUAUCCAUCACUUUAAAUGAAGAGAUUUACGAAAGAAGGGAAAGAAAUAAACAACGAAAGAAAUAAAGAAAUGAAGAAACAAAAAGAAUUAUAAUAAGAACGCUGAAAUCUGAGAAUGAAUAUGAUGAUGAUAUCUGAUUUGCAAACGGUUUUAACUGAAAAAGAAAAAUAAACAAGAAAAAUAAAAGAAGAAAUGAUACUUUUGAAGAAUAAUAGAUAGCACUACUAACAUAACGCUCUUUUUUCCAUUUCAGAGUCCAUGUUUGUCUUCACCGUGUCAAAACGGAGGUAUUUGUACAGCAGAUUUCAAAAAUCACGCCAAGAGUACCAUGAUUGAAUGUCGUUGCAAAGGAGGUUUUAGCGGAAAAUUUUGCGAAAGAGGUAAUAACUGUGCUCUGAAAAUUAUAUGUGGAAAUGGUCAAUCCGUUUGAGAAACUUACCAUUUACUAAUAAAUAUCCAGAAGAGGUGUGAAGACCUUUUGAAUCAGUUAAUUACUGACACUUCACUUUUUCUACUAGUAAUGCUACUUAUCGAAUUGGUCGUGACACUCUGAGAACUUUAAUAGCGCGUGAGUUGGUUUAAUCAUAAAGCAUCAAUACAUAUUUCUUGAUCACUCAAAAAAGUCGUUAAAGGGAGUGAAGUAGUGAAUAUUUCAAGCUGAAAAUAAUGCAGUGGAACCUCGAUCAUUAUAACGAACUAUUUUAUGCAACGAAGUUCUUUUUACAUCGAACGAUAUCAUCUUGCCCCUGCAGUAUAAUAGUAAAAUAUAUGGAUUCGAAAAGAUCCUGUAUAUAGCGAAACCUCGUUAUAGCGAAUAGAUUUUGCCUGUCUCCUGGCCCUUCGUUAUAUAGAGGAUCCAUUGUACAUGUUUUUUUCUGACUUGACGUACCGCAAGGGAAGGAUUUUCCCUGUACAUUGAUCCCCUAUAAUAGAGAGGUUAAGCAUCUCACGUUCACCUCUAGCGGCAAACGCGAAUUUUUACCAAGUGACCGAGUUUCACCUUUACUUGUCAAUUAUUGUUCAUUAUUUCAACACAUAAAUUAGUAGUUUCACGCAAUUUUUUAUCCAUAAGAAUUGUUUUGAGCUUUUUAAUCUGCUCAUGUUGAGAAAUUCUUAAUACGGAAUCUGGCGUUUGUCGUUUGCCGUACACAUGAUGCUUAAACUCUCUAAUGUUCUUUUAUACCCCCGAUUAUUUUCAUUCAUUUCUCAGAGCAGGUUGGCUUAUUCACCCGAAAGCGCUAACAGUGUAAAAAUUUAUCCGAGUCUCAGUUACCUGGCAGGUGUGCUUAAAAAGGCGAAGAGUCGGGAAAGCCUUUUGGGUUACCUUUGGACCUCAAAUUUUAGUUUUCGUUUCCCCUUUUUUAAUAGAUCAUUUUCCUUUUUUUUUCAGCCGCUGCAAAGUCGUGCCAAGACGAGUAUGAUCGACUGCCACAGAAGUAAGUGACACAAUUACAACUGAAUGUAUAUCUAGCUAAAUUAUUUUUGAAAACUUAUAAUAAUUAACCACCAAAACAGACGCGCGACGUCUUCUAUGGACCAAAGUCACACGAAUAUAAAAACUAAGAGUGCAACCAUUGCUAGUUUUCUCUUUUUGACUUUUUCUCCUUCCUUUCUCCUCUCUCUUUCAAUUUUUCCUUUCCUUUUUUCUUUAAGAUCGCUAGUGUGGUUUUCGGGCUCAUCGUACGCGCAAUUUUUUUUGUUGUUUUCCCUAAAGUGGCUGUUAAGUGCGUCCUCACAGUAAAGCCUCGUUUAUAUGGAGUAAAAUCCUCCCGGGUAGAAUUAAGGGUGACUCACCUAUCGUACAAAAGCUAGCGAACAGUUUACAUGACAAACAAAAAGUUAGUUCGGCUAAUAGGCCGCCUAGCCGGGUCACCCUUUUUCUAUUGUGAGGUCAACCUCUUAGCCGGACCAGUUUUUUUGCAAAUAAACCCUUUUUCUCGCCCAGCGGUUCAAAUCGGUCAGGGAGAGACAAUCAGAGCAUGCGCAAGCAUUGCUGGCACGGGCAAAGAAGUAAAUUUUUUUCUGAAAUAAACGGUCGCUGGGAGCAGGGAGGGUUACCCGCUUCCAUUCUCGCCAACCCUCUAGCGAUCUGUUGCCAGAUUCACUAUUUUCGCCAUUGCUUACAUAUCUGGACGUAAGUGAUCCUCCUUAUUUUCACGUAAGCGGGGCCCGGCUGCCACUCUCUUCUCCCUUGACAAGAUAAAAGAAAAUAGAUAUUUAAAAUUUGUAUUACUUCGUAUCUAGGCUGAAGCCUGUCGUCUGUAGCUUCCGGGGUGGCCAUUGAAAAAGGAGGGUAAAGGCUGAAAUAGGAAGGCGUGAGGGAGGAGGGAACUGGGAACCCUUCCAUUCUUACUCGGUCUCCCUCGCGCACUCUUUCUCGUCCUCGCGCUUCGGAUUUACAUCUUCCCACAUUUCAUGCAAACAAUUUCUGCACUGAAGUCUCAUGGGAUAACAGAUCGUUGAGUUCUUUAUUUUAUGAUUAAAGCCCCUGUUAGGAAGGAGAGGAGAGUAAUUUGUUUUGUUGACCAAAAAAUAAUAUUUUAGUAUCAACAUUAUGAGCUACAGAUUUGUCAGCAUAAAAUGCAAUAGUUGUAAUAACGUGAUUAGGAGAAGUCUGGUCUUAAGACAAAGGACACUUUCCAUUUGUCAGAACUGGCCAGCCCGGACCGGCCCAAUCAUAAGGAGAAUUCCACCAUUAAUCAAGACUAUCCAGCCAGAUCAGUUAAUUCCUUAAUGAUACACGGAAGUGGCAGGCUUCGAGAAAAUACUAAAAUUUCAUUUUAAAAUUACCUCCUUGGUCUGUCCGCCGGCGAGUUCUGAUUUUUUGAAAGUUCUCUAAGACUGCGUACGUUGAAGCUCAAUCAUUUUCAUUUACGCUACAGAGAAUUCUACCCGAAGGGAGCUUGGAAAAUUUAAAAUGUGAUUCUCUUGUGAACAGGUUAAAAGAGACUCGGCUGGUCACUCUUCUCCUUGACUCAAAUCUAACUACCGUUCUCUGCCACAUGGGAGAUUUUGGAUGUGGAGAUGGAGGAUGGACACCAGUCAUGAAGAUGGACGGCAACAAGGUAAACAUUUGAGGGUGAUUUACCUCUAAUUUUACAGAGCGAAAAAAUACGAAAAAUAAAAUAAUCUACAAUUAACUGGAAGUUUGUCUCUUUUUUAAUUCUCGGCGCAGAUAUUUUAAGGAGAGAUUAACUGCUCGGGAAAAAAAAAAACAGUACAGUAUGUUGUCCAGUGUCCGGCCGGUACCAGUAUCAAAAAAAAAAUAAAAAUAAUAAAAUAAUAAUAAUAAUAAUAAUAAUAAUGGGGCGCCCAUUUCAGUUCUCAGUAAACGAAGUAUUUCGAAUAAAAGCUGAACAUUUCAUCUUUAAGAUGAAAGUUUUGGCGCGUUACAGCUUGCGAGACAGUUGCAGAAGGAACUCUUCGCACCAAUGCAAUGUUGGUAAAAUUGGCACAUUCAACACCAGUUUCCCAUUUAUGAGGCAAUUAUAAAAUUUUCGGUAUACUUUCAAAAUGUUAAGCAAAUUAAAAUCGUUUCGUUUAUUUUCGCGAAGCGAAGGCCGUAAUGCCCGCCUAGCGAGUUUAAAUUUUUUUUUUCGCUCGGCGCGCAGCGCGCGGAUCGUGCGUAGAUCAUAGCGUGCUGCAAUCUCAACAGUGGCCCAUAUUUCUAUGUAACCAUUUCUCUUUGGUGCCCGCAAUGUAAUGACAUCAUCAAGCAAGAGGCUUGAUCGGUGUUGUUUUGACUGUUUUUGCGGCCGUUUUGGAUUUCGAGAAAUGCUUUUGGCAAUUACUUUCGAGCUAGAGUAUUUUACAGAGAAAAAUGAAGCAAUUUGGAUCAGUACCUUCAAAUAACUGGAUAAAAGAACAUUUGCCAGUGCGUCUCAUUUGGCACUUUGGCUUAGUAGGUUGCAGGAUACAGUUUGUUGAUUUGUCGGAAGUGUGUUGCAGUUCGGCUUUUUACCGUCAUAUAUAAAACCUUGCUUUUCCCUUAAAUCUGUACUUUUGAAUUGAAGUCAGACACAGAGGCAAACCAACAAUGAAUUGGUUGGCCGGUUGAUCAGUCAAAGACUGGUUUCAACUCCGUUGAACUCGAGCGGAGAGAAUUAAGACCGAAAUAAUGCAAAAUGGCUUUAAAAUAUGCCUUUAACCUAUUUUUCCUCAAAUGAAUCUAUGAAAGAAUGAUAAAUACAGUUCCAUCCACUUCAAACAGCUUUUAUGGCAGAGAAAAACACUGUGGCAGCGUAGCGCAGUGGUCUAGGAUCUAACUUCACUUGGAGGAGGUUGGAACGGUGUGCUGAUUCAAAUCCAAGUGAAUAUUCCUUUCCCCAUUCUUGUAAAUAAAGUAACACAACGUGGGACACAUUUAGAACCAAAAGAGUUUUAUGAUGCUAGCUUACUAAACGUUUGACCUGAGGAAGGGCUAACUGAUCAUGGGAAAGACAAAUAAACUACACUACUGCAUUAACAUUUUCACACUAUUUUAGUACUAUUCUGAAGAAAUGUCCUUUUUUAAAAUGUGCAGACGAAAUAAUAAUAGACUAUGCUUUCUUUGACUCAUACUAUUCUCUGUCAAUGAGAAAUUCUGUUUUAUAUUAUCAAUUCCCUUACAGCGAACUUUUCACUUCGACUCACGUUACUGGACAAACAAAGAAACCGUUACCCCUGACGGAGGGAAGACUGGUUUCGAUUUACAGGAGACCAAGCUUCCCUCCUACUGGAACACAUCCUUCUCCAAGAUCUGCCUCGGUAUGAGGAUUAAAAAACAGUCCAGGUUUAUUGUAAUCAAAAGGACCGCGAGUUCUCUGCAUUCAUUGAUCGCUGAUGGGAAAUACCGCAACACCUCACUGGGUCGUGACACCUGGAAGUCGCUGAUUGGUUCUGAGGCCUCCAUGCAGUUCAACUGUAACAGGGAAGGAUUUAAUGCAAGGAGUGACAAGCAGUAUUAUCCGGGAAGAGACCAGUCGAAAGCAAGAAUUGGAAUCCUCGGCAACAAUGAAAACGAUUGCGGUCAGUGUGACUCCAGAAUCGGGUUUGGCACUGGAGGAGUUCACGACGACUCCAACACAUGUGGAAACGAGGCUAACAUUUACCCACUCGAUAAUGGUCAUAAACAUAUUAAGGCAAUGGGUUAUAUUUUGGUGCAGCGAAAAGCAACUGAUUUGGGCUGA
This is a messenger RNA of Porites evermanni, 5745 nucleotides long. The record is from the annotation of a GenBank genome assembly. NCBI's taxonomy places the organism in Eukaryota, Metazoa, Cnidaria, Anthozoa, Scleractinia, Poritidae.